GCUCUCAGUCUGCUGAGCUAAGGUCACCGCUGUCAUUCGGUAGCUAGCUGUCCAUCAGGCGGGGUGGUCUCAUUCAGGAACGGAAGAACCUCAGAAACUAAGCAAAAUGUCUCUGUCUAACAAACUCACCUUGGAUAAGGUGGACGUCAACGGGAAGCGGGUCGUCAUGAGAGUUGACUUCAACGUUCCCAUGAAGGGCAGACAGAUAACAAACAACCAGAGGAUCAAGGCGGCAGUUCCCAGCAUCCAACACUGUCUGGACCACGGCGCCAAGAGUGUGGUGCUGAUGAGCCACCUGGGCCGUCCCGAUGGAAACGCCAUGCCAGAGAAAUACUCCCUGGAGCCGGUAGCAGCUGAGCUGAAGAGCCUGCUGGGAAGAGACGUCGCCUUCCUGAAGGACUGUGUCGGUCCAGACGUGGAGGCUGCCUGCGCCAACCCUGCUGCCGGAUCCGUCAUCCUGCUGGAAAACCUGCGCUUCCACGUUGAAGAGGAGGGAAAAGGCAAAGACGCUGCUGGAAACAAGACCAAGGCCACACAGGAGCAGAUCGAUGUUUUCCGGGCGUCUCUGUCCAAACUAGGAGACGUUUACAUCAACGACGCCUUUGGCACGGCGCACAGAGCCCACAGCUCCAUGGUGGGAGUGAACCUGCCCCAGAAGGCUGCAGGCUUCCUCAUGAAGAAGGAGCUGGACUACUUCGCCAUGGCGCUGGAGAAACCUCAGAGGCCCUUCCUGGCCAUCCUGGGGGGAGCAAAGGUGAAAGAUAAGAUCCAGCUGAUCAACAACAUGCUGGAUAAGGUCAAUGAGAUGAUCAUCGGCGGCGGCAUGGCCUUCACCUUCCUCAAAGUCCUCAACAACAUGGAGAUCGGUACGUCUCUGUUCGACGAGGAGGGCGCCGCCAUCGUCAAAGACCUGAUGGCCAAAGCGGAGAAGAACGGCGUGAAGAUUACGCUGCCCGUCGACUUCAUCACGGCCGAUAAGUUUGACGAGAAAGCCGCCACCGGCACCGCAACCGUCGCCGCAGGCAUCCCCGCCGGCUGGAUGGGUCUGGACUGUGGACCGGAGAGCUCCAAAGCCUACGCCGAGGCGGUGGGCAGGGCCAAGCAGAUCGUGUGGAACGGUCCGGUCGGUGUCUUUGAGUGGGAAAACUUUGCAAAGGGAACCAAGAACCUGAUGGACAAAGUGGUGGAGGUGACCCAGGCGGGCUGCAUCACCAUCAUCGGUGGGGGCGACACCGCCACAUGCUGCGCCAAAUGGAACACAGAAGACAAAGUCAGCCACGUCAGCACAGGAGGCGGAGCCAGUCUGGAGCUGCUGGAGGGGAAAGUCCUGCCUGGCGUGGAAGCCCUCAGCAGCGUCUAAAGCUGCUGUCAAGCUGGAGAAGAGGGUAGCUGCUCAACCAUUUAUUCCUGAAACACCCCACAGAAGUGACUAACCACCCCCCCCCCCUCAGCUGUACCAGAGAGGGGCGCCCUCCUCCUCCUCUCAGACCUGCUGUCACUAACAAGUAGAGAGCUCCGCCUUACGUCUCCUGAGUGAACUGCAGCGAGCGGCUGCAGCAGUGGAGGGCGUGUGGCGGUGAAGGCGGCCGCCCGCUCUCGCCCCAACGACAAACUUGAACAUUGGCUCUUCUGUGCGUGACCGCAAAGGGAUCUUCACCGCGCCUCCAGCCGCUUCACGCCGUGCAUCUGUGUAGAGGUUGUGAAAGUGUGUUUUGAUGUUACAUUUACUGUGUUCGCUGCAGUCGUCUGUCUUUUUCUGACGGAGAUGAUCCGUUCCAAUAAAAGCGUCUGUGUCAAAG
This is a messenger RNA of Oryzias latipes (Japanese medaka), 1799 nucleotides long. RefSeq names its product phosphoglycerate kinase 1 (gene pgk1). Gene Ontology annotation, cellular component: cytosol. NCBI's taxonomy places the organism in Eukaryota, Metazoa, Chordata, Actinopteri, Beloniformes, Adrianichthyidae. Gene Ontology annotation, molecular function: ATP binding; ADP binding; phosphoglycerate kinase activity. Gene Ontology annotation, biological process: glycolytic process; gluconeogenesis. The record is from RefSeq and is a predicted model, not a curated record.